This is a messenger RNA of Marchantia polymorpha subsp. ruderalis, 2751 nucleotides long. The record is from the annotation of a GenBank genome assembly. Lineage: Eukaryota; Viridiplantae; Streptophyta; Marchantiopsida; Marchantiales; Marchantiaceae.
UAUCAGCACAACUUUGUCUCAUUACUACAACAGCGAUUCCACUUUUGGUAUUGUACCGAAACCUAGAGGCCAGUUGGGAAUAUGCUUGCUUUCUAGCUAACAUAAGUAACUCAGUGAACGGAUGAUGAACGCAACGCCCAUCCUUGUAAAACCUCUCGAAUUCGUUACGUACUCGGCUUUAGCGAUCGAUUCGGAGCUUUUCUCUUCGUCAGGGAACUAUUUCUGCUGGUUUCAUGGAAGCAUUACGAAUCAGGCCUUUCUUUGGACAACAUACGAACACCAAUUAAGAGCAGUUCUAGACAUGGAAUCUGCGAUUUUUGCUCGUUGGGAGAGCAAAAUAAGCAACUGUUUGCCGAGUUCACUUUCACCUGGUUCGUAGCUGUCAAAGAGUACGUAACAGGAGAAGAGCACAUCUCUUGCGAAAAUUCCCAAUGGAGGGUAGGGAGAAACGUAGCCCCGGUUAUGGAUUCCGUCCCAAAUUAAUGUGGAACACUGGAGUGCAAGAGUAUCUCACUCGAGCCUAUGGAGCAAAGCAAUUUGAUGCAAUAUGCGAUGCCUUGAUGCGCCCUUGUAUCAACUCAACGCUCCGUGUGAACACCCUCCAAGCAAGUACGCCGGAGGUCAUUGAACAGCUGUACAAUGUUUUCAGGAAAAACUCGAUGAUCAUGGGUACACACCGUGUCGGUUCUCAGGUUCAGGGACUGGAUGAAAGCGGACAGAAACAAUGGCUAAACUCAAAUACUGAAGGAGCUAAUGCAUCUGCGGAACCCAAUGUAGAAAUUGGUCCAAAUUUUCCAUCAAAUAUGACUUUGAAGGAUGGAUCUGCAGCUUCUACAAUUCUGGAAUCCAGGGAAAGCAUUGAUGAUAAAUAUAGAAGAGUCAGUGCUGAGUUUCCAGAUUUUAGCUGCUGGGAACAUCCGGUUUUGAAAGACGUGGUGAUGGUUGGAGGACGUGGGCCAUGUGAGGUCGACUGCAGGGGUGAAGCUGGGGCAUCUGUCAAGGAGGUGGUGGUGAGCCGCAAGUGUGCUGAGGCAGUCCUUCGCGGAGCCAAUGUUUUUGUGCCCGGGGUGCUUGCAUGCAGUCAGCACCUAGAGGAGGGGGAUGUUGUUGCUGUUACAGUGGCCGUGGAGAGACCGGAUGGAGGUGGUGGUUGGUCUGUAGGCAUCACUCGCGGCACAACUCUUGAGUCCGAACAUGCUGUUAUCCAGAUGGAAGGUUCUACUCGCAGCAACUACUUUAUAGGGAUGGGGCGAAUGAUGAUGUCAAGGACCGCACUUUUUAGAGAGAUCAAAGGUGUCGCGGUUGAAAUGACUAAGAGGAUCUUCGAUCUUCCUCCAUUUCAUGGUGUAUUGGAAGGACAGAUCUUUCUCCAAAACCUUCCUAGUAUUGUGGCUGCACGUGUUCUUGAUCCAAAGCCAGGAGAAAGAAUUCUAGACAUGUGUGCCGCCCCUGGUGGGAAAACGACAGCCAUUGGCAUUCUGAUGAAAGACCGAGGAGAGGUUAUAGCACUCGACCGCUCUCACAAUAAGGUCUCGGACAUCAAGAACCUGGCGGAUGAAAUGAAGCUGAACUGUAUACAAGCUUACAAACUAGAUGCCACGAAGUCUGUUACACAAGAACCUCAUAUCGUGUUAAACGGUGAUACGAUAUCUCCAUCAAAAUCUAGCAGUGACAGCACAACUGCAAAUUUUUCUCAAGCACAAAUUGACUCAAUCAAACAACCGCGUCAUGUUUCAAUGUCCAACAAACAGUCUGGAACAACUACUAGUUCUCUUAGCCCCUACGAAAUCAAAGCUGCUGCGAGAAAGGAGCUAAGGAGGAUGAAGAACAGACUAGCUAGUGACAAAGCCGCUCUUCAAAGGAUAAAGAGUUUUCAGCCACAAAGCUUCGACAGAGUUUUGCUGGACGCUCCUUGUUCAGCUUUGGGCCUUCGUCCUCGCCUUUUCGCCGGUGAGGAAACUCUGGAAACCCUUAGACAGCACUCAUGCUAUCAACGGAAAUUGCUGGAUCAGGCUGUGAAACUAGUUCGACCUGGUGGAACUUUAGUGUAUUCUACUUGCACAUUAAAUCCAGGAGAAAACGAGGCCGUUGUCCGAUACGCCUUAGACACCUACCAUUUUCUAUCUCUCAUGCCUCAGGAACCAAGAAUUGGAGGACCGGGGCUGGUUGGGGGCCUCGAUGUCUUUGAUGGCAUGUCAUACAAGGAAUGGCUGAGAGAAGGAGAGAAACACCUCGUGCAAAGAUUCAGCCCGGGCGCAUCCUAUGAUACUAUCGGAUUCUUUAUAGCCAAGUUUUCUGUCUCUUUGAAGAUGGGCCAGUCUCGCGAUGACAUAAUUUAACAAAUCUGAAGAUCGUAAUUGAAGAAUCGGGACAAAAGGUUAUCCAGGAUCAUGAAAUAUACUUUCAAAUCCUAGUUCUGUUUACGCCCCACCGUAGAUAAUUUUAGUUGCUCUUCGACAACGCGGAACGUAGGCAUGACAUCAACAGAUAUUGGACUCUAAGGUGGACACACACUUAACUAGACCUUCAGGAUUUUGUUCAAGUCAUGCAUUGAGCCUGGAGAGAAUUAAGUCGAAAAGACGCUAGACGUAGAUUCUAGUCAAUACAGCUGACAUAUUCUCUGUCACAAAGAGGUAAAACCUCCGGACUGGGUCUACGAUUGAAGCAGAUCAAAAUACAGAGCGCACAAUUUUGAUCUUCCGUACUUAUCUGCAAUGUGAGGUACGUUUCUUGUCGGUGCUUAAUGCAUGG